AUGUCCACCACCAGAGCAAAACUGAAGAAACCCACUCUGAAAGUUACACCAUCUUCCCGGGUAAUGAAUGUCUCAACAUCAGGGGUACUCCGGGUCAACCACAGCUCAACAUAUGCUCGGAGUAUCAAUGCCUCAGUGAGCCGGAAAAGUUUCAGUUUGGCUGCUGACAGUAAAAUCUUGGAUAAAAGCUCUGUUCAAACACCAAAACACACAGUUCAGGUCUUUGAUGAAAAUGGCAAGGACGUCACCCCACAGCCUCUCUACCAGCCGGACCCUGCAGCAGUGAUGUCGAAACACAGCAAGAUCUUUGCCAGUGACACCUCUGGUGGCACCAUGUCAGACUUUUACUCUACGGCAUACCAGACAACAACCAACGCUAGCUUCGCUGGGCCCUUUACCAGGUCAGUGUUUGGAAGCAGCACAGUGUCCAGAGGGAGCCAGUCCACGAUGGAGUCGAUGAAUGAAGAGAUUGAGGACCCAUCCUCCAAAAGGGACAUCUCCAUCAGUCUCUCAGAUGUCCAGGUGAGGAGGGAAGAGGUGAAAGAGUUGAUAAAGGAGGAGAUGUUGGACGACGUGGUGGAUCGGUACCUCAUCGAGUCAGAGACCCUCUGGCUACUGCACAUGCCAGCCGUCUCUGUGUCUGUGGACUCUGAGGAAGCUGAAUCUGUCAAAGAGAGAAAUAAUGUGUACAUGGAGCUGUGUAAAAACAGAAUGGGGAAUGAUAAGUACGUGGAGCGUUCCAUGCAGACGUUCAACGGAGCUCCCAAGACCAAGGAGGUCCAGAGUGAGGCCAUCACCAUGGUGGAUGCAGCAAUUGUCUCCUUUAUAGCCACCACAGCCACCACCUGGGAUAUGUAUGACUCAUUCCGCAGCGCAGGGCUGGGGGAGGCUGCCUUGUCCCCAGACACAGACAAGGCCAGCGUCCCAGAGAUUGUCUCCAACCACAGACUGGACCCCACCAGAGCUCCCGAGAGAACCAUGUCUGUCAUCAGCACCACUAGCAUAGCGAGUGCCUCUAGCUCGCGGAUCGAGAUGGAGCCUUUCGUGGUUCCGUCUGAAGAUGAACCGGACCCGGAACUGAUUCUGCAGUCAGAGAAGUUCCAGCAGGAUCUGUUCGUGAUGGAAAGGAUCAUUCUAGAGAACAUCUACCAGCCGAAGCUGGCUGCAUACAGACAGCUCCCCACAUUGGAAGAUCCUGACAGUGUGCCCAAGGUUGUGCCCACGGUGGUGAGCAGGAGAGAGGAGAGUUCCCUGGAUGAGGAGAGCACUCUGACCCCGGCCCUGGAGCGCCUCUGGUCCUUCAGCUGUGAGCUGACUUCAGGACACAACGUCAGUAGUAUGGCCUGGAACAAGAGGAACCCAGACCUUCUUGCAGUGGGGUAUGGACAGUUUGACUUCAAAGACCAGAAAUCAGGCCUGAUCUGCUGCUGGUCUCUGAAGAACCCCACGUGGCCUGAGAGGGUCUUUACCUGUGAGAGUGGAGUGACUACUUUGGACUUUUCGGCAAGCAAUGCCAGCCAGCUAGCAGUGGGGAUGCAUGAUGGCAGCAUAGCCACCUACAACGUCGAGAGCAGAGAGAAGACACCCGUCAUUGACAGCAGUGACUGUGCCCACAAGCACACAAGCCCUGUGUGGCAGGUAAGGUGGAUCGACCAUGAGAGGGGUGCCUCAGGGGAGGACAAGGGAGAGACACUCAUCUCUGUGUCUGCAGACGGCAGGAUCAGCAAGUGGUUCCUGCGGAAAGGCCUCGACUGCAUAGACCUGAUGAAGCUGAAGAGGACGAGGAAUGAGAAAGCCAAGAAGCAGGUUGGAGACAAAGAGAAGAAGAGCGAGGCACUCAUAUCACGGCAGGCACCGGGGCUAUGUUUUGACUUCCAUCCCACGGACUCCAACAUCUACCUUGCUGGUACAGAAGAGGGCCACAUCCACAAGUGUUCCUGUUCCUAUAACGAACAGUUCCUGGAGACCUACAUAGCACACAAAGGCCCUCUGUACCGGAUCACAUGGUCUCCGUUCUGCUCAGAUGUCUUCCUGAGCUGCUCCUCUGAUUGGACGAUCCAGCUGUGGCGGCAGGACCUGUUCACUCCCGUGCUGGGCUUCACCUCGACCCAGAGUGCCGUCUAUGAUGUCAUGUGGUCCCCCAAGUGGGCCACCGUGUUUGGGGCCGUCAACGAGGGACGCGUGGAGAUCUGGGACCUGGGAGCCAGCAUCCUGGACCCCACCAUAGUGAGCCUGGCCAGUCCCGGGGUGAAGCUGACCUCCCUGCUGUUUGCUACUGAGACAGACUGUAUCCUAGUGGGGGACAGUGACGGACAGGUCAGCGUCUACCAGCUCAAGAACCUCACCGUAGGAGAGGGAACACAGGUGGAUGCGUUAGAGGACAUCAUCGGCUCCACCCUGGCCAGUCAGCUGUGAGUGGGCUGUAUCCCCUAAAGCCUGCCUCAUCCACUAUGUCAUCGGCUGUCUGUCGCCAUAAUGUUUGGUCUCCAGGGACUGCAUCUU
Molecule: messenger RNA, 2502 nt
Organism: Salvelinus namaycush (lake trout)
Lineage: Eukaryota; Metazoa; Chordata; Actinopteri; Salmoniformes; Salmonidae
Gene: dnai4
Product: dynein axonemal intermediate chain 4
Exons: 17
Coding region: 1-2415 (804 amino acids)
Biological process (GO): cilium movement
Cellular component (GO): axonemal dynein complex
Molecular function (GO): dynein heavy chain binding; dynein light chain binding
Source: RefSeq, a predicted model, not a curated record